AUGUUUCGACUGCUGCACCAGAGAAGUGGCGGCCAUGUACGCUCCCUGGCCUUGCGUCUGCAUCAUCGAGAGCGCGAGAAUGCUUUUUUACCGGUGCAAAAGCUUAGUGACGAUAUUCGAAGCUCACAGGAGGAGACGCGCCGUGUAUUAUUGCUAAUUCGCACCUUCAAGCAGUAUGGACAUUACGUUGCUCAAAUUGAUCCACUUCAAAAGCGAGAGAAGCUGCCUGAACUCGAACGCUGGGUCAAUGGAGACCGCUGGGUUGAAACGCCUUUUUUUGACGACUUUAAUUUGCAAAGUCUUGCAUCUAAGAAUUUAUUGGAGCUAACAACGCACGGUUUCACCGCCAGUGAUCUCGAUCGUGAAUUUUUUAUUGGCCAGGAUCUUUCUAUUGGCCCUGUCGCAACGCUCCGAACGAUCCUUACGGAGCUACGGGAGCUUUUCUGCGGACAUAUUGGACUGGAAUAUCAGCAUCUACGUAAUCGGGAUGCUGCACUAUGGAUUCGAGAACACCUUGAAAAGUACAAGAAUUAUGAGUACACCAAUGAAGAAAGAGUAAAUAUACUGCGUCAAAUGGUCCAAGCAGAACUGUUUGAAAAAUUUCUUGGGCGGCGGUUUUCAGGGGCAAAGCGUUUUUCGAUUGAAGGAUGCGAAAGCUUAAUACCUGGUCUUUGUACACUUUUAGAAAGCGCCAGUGAUCAUGGUGUGGAGAUUGUCCAAAUGGGAAUGGCGCAUCGUGGCCGCUUAAACGUCUUGGCGAACGUAUUGCAACGACCGCUGCACUCUAUAAUAUCCCAGUUCCAGCCAUAUUUGCCCGACGAGCCUGACUACCCAAAUAAUUCUGAUGAUGUUCGGUACCAUCUUGGAACAUCAUCACUCAUUGAAAUGCGCAGUGGCAAGCAACUGGAAGUGACAUUGGCUGCAAAUCCAUCGCAUUUAGAAGCGGUGAACGCGGUUGUUCUCGGUCAAACACGAGCUUGUCAAACUCAAUUAGGAGAUAAUGGUAACCGAGUUAUGCCGAUUCUCAUACAUGGAGACGCUUCGAUGUUUCAGGGAUCGGUGAGAGAGGCACUGGGUUUUAGCUCGCUGGAGGAUUUCAAGACGGGAGGUACAAUUCACGUCAUAAUUAACAAUCAAAUUGGCUUCACGACGUUGCCGAAAAAUGCAGACUCAGCAGUGUAUUGCACCGAUGUUGCUAAGGUCUCAAGAAGUCCCAUCUUUCAUGUGAAUGCCGAUGACCCGGAGGCAGUGGCGAAGGUAAUGAAAAUUGCCGUUGAGUUUCGUCAAACGUUCCACUGCGAUGUCACUGUUGAUCUUGUUGGCUACCGUCGGCAUGGCCACAACGAGCAAGACUCACCGGAAAUCACGGCGCCAGUCAUGUACCACUUUAUAAACAAACACCCUAGUGUCGUGAAGCUAUAUUCGCAAAAGCUUAUUAACAAAAAUAUUUUAUCAAGUAACGAAUUUGACGAAAUGUGUAGCAGCUUUGAGGACCAUCUUUCUUCGGAAUAUCAGCAUUCACGAGAGGUUCAUUCCGGUUGGGACAAUGUUGGAGAUACGUCAUGGAAGACUGAGUGGUACGUUAAAGACAAGACAUCUGGAAUAAGAACGUUGGACCACACCGUGGUCGAUGCUGACAUCAACGUCAGAAUGAUAUAUGAUCGGUCAACAGGCGUUGAUCAUAAAUUCUUAGAGAAAGUAGGUAGCCAAAUUUUUCGCAUCCCGCAAGGAUUUGUGGCACAUCGCAAAGUUGAAGCUAUCAUGAACAAUAGAUUACGCGCAGUUGAAACUGGUGCUCGGGUGGAUUGGGCAACAGCCGAAAUGCUAGCCGUAGGGUGCCUCCUUGUAGAAGGAGUUGACGUACGCCUAAGUGGUCAAGACUGUGAACGUGGCACAUUCAAUCAGCGUCAUGCGGUCCUUUACGACCAGUUUGAAGCUGUUUCUGGACGAAAUCUGCCAUACACGCCUCUACACAAUCUUGACGUGGAAUAUAUUAGAAGAAUCCAACAAAUGACAGGACUUGAGAGCGCGAGAAGGGGACGUUUUGACGUGGUAAACAGUCCUCUUAGUGAAGAAGGAGUACUUGGCUUUGAAUACGGAUACUCCUUAGAAAGCCCCAUGGGCUUAACCAUUUGGGAAGCCCAAUUUGGAGACUUUGCGAAUGGUGCACAGACGGUGAUUGAUACCUUUAUCACUUCAGGUGAGCAGAAAUGGCAGCGACAGUCGGGGAUUAUACUGAAUUUGCCGCAUGGCUUCGAGGGUCAAGGACCAGACCACAGCAGCGCAAGAAUUGAGCGAUUUCUGCAGCUUGUCAAUGAAGACAGCGAUCACUUUACUCUGGAAAAAGAUUUUGAUGCUGCCAGUACUCGUGCGAACAUUUGGGUAGUUAUUCCGUCCACACCGGCCCAGUACUUUCAUGCCCUUCGCCGUCAGGUAUCCUAUGAUUAUCGCAAGCCACUCAUCAUGUUUACGCCAAAGUCUCUUCUUCAUCACCGGCCAUGCAACUCUGACUUGGCAGAUCUAGCCCUCGGAUCGUCAUUUCAAAGUGUUCUUCCACCGCACCCCGAUGACCAAGUUACAAUGGUGUGCGAUGAUGAGAUUUUAAAAUUGGUGCUAUGCUGCGGUAAGAUUUAUUUUCCUGUUCGUCAUGGCAUACGAACUCGUGGAAUUCGAAAUAUUGCUACAGCACGUAUUGAGCAGCUGGCUCCUUUUCCAUUUCAAGAAGUAGCAAACAUCAUCGUUCGUUAUCCAAUGGCGGAAAUAUUGUGGGUUCAAGAAGAGCCAAAGAACAUGGGAGCCUAUAAUUACAUUCUUCCGCGAUUGCUGGCUGUGUUGAGGCAUCUAGAUGACCCUCGUAUGCUUUCUUACAUCGGACGUCCUCCCUCAGCUUCACCUGCUACGGGACAAUACGAAAUACAUGUUCAAGAGAUGAAGACGAUCAUCGAAGCGGCACUCGCGUGA
This is a messenger RNA of Plasmopara halstedii, 2961 nucleotides long. RefSeq names its product oxoglutarate dehydrogenase (succinyl-transferring) e1 component. Gene Ontology annotation, biological process: tricarboxylic acid cycle. The transcript has 8 exons. Bases 1 to 2961 code for a protein of 986 amino acids. Gene Ontology annotation, molecular function: oxoglutarate dehydrogenase (succinyl-transferring) activity; thiamine pyrophosphate binding. Gene Ontology annotation, cellular component: oxoglutarate dehydrogenase complex; mitochondrion. The record is from RefSeq and is a predicted model, not a curated record. NCBI's taxonomy places the organism in Eukaryota, Oomycota, Peronosporomycetes, Peronosporales, Peronosporaceae.